GAGAGAGAGAGAGAGAGAGAGAGAGAGAGGUGGGAAGGUUAAAAAAUAUUGAUAGAGGGACGAAAGGAGAGGUUAAGAGAGAGGGCAGCAGAAGAGAGCGAGGUUAGCUGUGAGGGUUAGAGGGAGGGAGAGAGGUCUUAAGACAGAGAGAGGUUGUUCACCAUUCAGAUAAUUUUUCACACUGUCAGGAUGGGCACACAAAGGUCAGAUCUUGACUUGACAUGGGAGCCAUUGGGGGACGGGAUAGAGGACGAAGUGGAGGAUGAGGAGGGCAGGUGUGACGAAGAUGGGGUGUUUUCGUACGGGGGGUACGAGCUGUCGGUGGCCCAGGAGAAAGGAGAGACGAUGACCAGGAGCCCCGAGACAGACCUAGACACGGUCAUCAACCUGAAGACCGACAAGGCAGGGAAGCUGGUGUUGGAGACGCUGGAUGACCUCAACAACAUCAUGCUGCUGAGGAAGAGGAAGAGAGAGAGGAAGACUCCUGCCUCGAAGCCCAUCCCUGCCACUGCACCGCUGCAGCCCUACUAUGUGGACGAGGAUGACUUCUUCAAGGCCUGUGAGCAUAACCAGCUGCCUGUCAUCGAGAAGUUCCUCAAGGACGGAGGAGACGUUAAUUCCCAGGACAACUUCCAGAGGACCGGUCUCCACAAAGCGUGCUUUCGGGGUCACAUUGAGGUCGCCCGGAGACUGGUGGAGGCUAAAGCUGACGUCCACAUGAGGGACAAGCUGGGCUCGUCAUGUGUCCACGCUGCCUGUAGGGGGGGGUGCCUCUCCGUCCUGGAGCUCCUCCUGGAUAACGGAGCCGCUACCUCCGAUAAAGACAAGAUGGACAGUACACCUCUCCACGUGUCGGUGAGAAUUGGGCAUUACGACUUUGUUGAGCAUUUAAUUCGCUGUGGAGCCGAGAUAAACGCUGUAGACAAGGAAGGAGACAGUCCUCUUCAUGACGCUGUGAGGGUCAAUGGGGUUAAACUGAUAGAGCUGCUGGUUGCCUACGGAGCAGACCAGAGGCUCAUUAACCAGGAAGGACAAUGUCCACUGGACAGUGUCCUGGAGUGGCAGAGCGGAGCCAAGACUCUACUGGCAGAGCCGGGAGCUACGGGCUAAUCUGGCCAUGAUAGUUACUAGCUAAUCUAGCUACACCCCUUCAUAUAUAUAUAUAUAUAUAUAUAUAUAUAUAUAUAUAUAUAUAUAUAUAUAUAUAUAUAUAGGCUUUGAAUAAUAUGACAUGUUAUUACUUUACUUUGCAAAUCAAUUACAAUAUCUAUCAUUGUCUCGGGCAACUUACUUACACAAUGUAGUUAAAUAAGUAGCUUGUCCUGUCAAUAGUUAGUAUUUUAUUUGUAUACAAUGAUUGUGUGCAAUUGUUUCAAUACUGUAGUCUGUUGAAAGAAGGUUGAGUUUCAUGCAGUUGUAAUGUGUAGGCCUGCAUGUAAGUGUGACAUUACAUCAGAAUAAAGAGUUGGAUGAUGAGUAUUUCCAUUCUGUUUUGUAGCAGUAAGUGCUUAUGCAUGUAUUUAGCACUUUUAUUUUGAAGUGUUAUCAGUCUGAAAGAUAAAACAGGCUGUUGAUUGAUAUCAGUACAAAGCAUUAAUGUUUAUUCAGUAGACAAGUUCAGCCCAUAGUCAAUCAUUGAAUGCGGACCAACCAUAACAAAGUUAAGUUAUAGAUAAAUCGUUAAAGAAUAUUACGUUUAUUUCCCUAACACUGUUUGGGCUUGACCAUAAUGUUUAAAUCUCGCGAUACCGGAGUUGAUAUAUGAGUUUAGGUUGGUGUUUGAAGGACGCAGUGAGCGCGGUUUACGCGAGCCGGAGAUUACAAGUUUGCGUCAGUUAGGGCCAAUUUGUUCCUGUCCUACUUUCAAAGUUAAAGUUUCGCGAUUUUAAAAGUAAAUUAAUUUUUUUUUAACAUAGUUUCUAAUUAACCAUGUUUACAAACCUCUUGUUUAGUAAGUAUAAUCGAGGUAGAGGUUGAUAUGAGCAUAUAUUGAAACCAAUCAAUCGUUACAAUGUACAGCACUCAGCAGGCAUGCUUUACUUUGAAAGUUUUACAGGAAGUGGUGUUAUCACAGCAGGUGACUUGUAAACGUGAUAAACAACAGAAGGACGUUUGAAAGAAGAACAAACCCUGGAAUACAAUUCAAGUAAUACUAUUCAUAAUAUAGUAGUAUUUAACAAAAGGGUCUUCUUCAUCUAACAGACACAGAUUAUUAUUAUUUAUUAUCUAGAGACGGGCCGGUUGUGUUGAAUCGCAGUCUUGGUCGCUUCCUUGUCCGGGAUCUCAAGAUUCGAAGCGGUGUACUGCGGAGCUCCGGAGCCAUGCUGCAUCCCGUACCCCAGAAGAGACGCUGCGAGGCGGCGGCAAACUGGACCAGCGGCCUGGCAAAGCGUGUGUGUGUUGGCCCGGCACUGAUUCCCCAGAGGAUCGACGUUGCCAUGGAAAUUUCCUGGACGCCCCCACCCGCCGCCCCACAACCUGAACAUCAACAAACACACCCCACCAGCAUGACGCAGCCUACGUCUCAAUGCUGCCCCCGCUGCCUGGCCGGGGAACCGGGACAUAUUAACCAUAUCCUGGGACUGACAGCCUGAACAGGAUCUUCAGCGGAGGAAGAGGAGGAAGAGGAGGAAGGAGGAACUGCCAUCUCGUCCUCCAGUGUGUGGAGUGAAAACUCCCAGCAAGCCAUAUGGUUAAUACCCAAACAAACAAAUCAUCAAAAUGUGCUUUAAAAGGGAUUGUUAUUAUGUAGAUCCGUACAAUAUACAUAACUAGAACCAUGCUAACCCUCAACUAGCUAGCAGAAGAGAUUGUGUAGAUGCUAACCCACAGCUAGUUUGCCUAAGUAUUGUAUAGCAUAAUAACUAGCUGGUAGACUUGUACUACUUAGCGUAGUACCAAGAUGGUAUCAUGUCACAUACCUGACACAAAUUGCAUACAAUCAAUAUUAUUUGAAUCAAUUUUAUUCCACCGGGCAUAAAAAAGUGUUUCUAGUUUUUGUAAUUGUAUACAUAAUUGUAAAUAAGUCUGUUACUGCAGACUUUAUUUCGGAUUUUCAAUUGAAGAAUUUAUUUUUCUAGAUUUAAUCUUGAUGAUCAAAUAUAUCCUUCCAUUUCGAUGCAGAAUCAUUAAACUGUCAAAACAUCCAGGUGUUAAACCAGUUUGCCGAUCCAGAUGUUGAACAGGUCCACUGUGUACAUAUUCAGACAUUGAACCAGUUCACUUCCAGAUGCUUAACCAGUUGGCUGAUCCAGGUAUUGAAUCAGUUCACUGUGUACGCACAUCCAGAUGUUGAACCAGAUUAAAGGGACUGAAGUCAUCCUCAGCGAUGUCCAGGGAUGUAAAACAUACGCUUCUGAACAACCAUACGACUGAACUCGUGUUUCUGUAACCAGUCAAGCCAAAGAACAUGCUUUGUAAUUAGUUUGACACAUGCUCCAAAGAAGGACCAUUCAAAGGGCAUUACCUUGUGGUUGUGUUGUCAAGAUCUUUAUAGUUUUCUACGUGUAGAAUUUACAGAGUGUAACAUUUGUGAGACAUAUAUGAUUGAAUUGUUUUGUGUGUGUUUUUGGAAGCAAUGAGCAUUCAAUAAACGUUUUGAUGAGCAUU
Molecule: messenger RNA, 3609 nt
Organism: Gadus morhua (Atlantic cod)
Lineage: Eukaryota; Metazoa; Chordata; Actinopteri; Gadiformes; Gadidae
Product: ankyrin repeat domain-containing protein 1
Exons: 13
Coding region: 190-1110 (306 amino acids)
Biological process (GO): protein K6-linked ubiquitination
Cellular component (GO): BRCA1-A complex; BRCA1-BARD1 complex
Molecular function (GO): ubiquitin-protein transferase activity; protein binding
Source: RefSeq, a predicted model, not a curated record